Molecule: messenger RNA, 931 nt
Organism: Pocillopora verrucosa
Lineage: Eukaryota; Metazoa; Cnidaria; Anthozoa; Scleractinia; Pocilloporidae
Product: ras-related and estrogen-regulated growth inhibitor-like
Molecular function (GO): GTP binding; GTPase activity
Source: RefSeq, a predicted model, not a curated record
AUAGUUAUUGAUUAGAAUACCGAGGAAGAAGUUUCUGGGAGACUAUUGAAGCCUUGUAUUAGGUACUUUGUGCAAGACGACCGAGUGCCAUCUCUGACGGACGGUGGAACAAGAAAUGGGACAGAGAAAGAUUGGAACUCCUUCCAGCAGCUUGGAGAAAAUUAACGUUGUGGUGAUGGGCAAAGAUGAUGUCGGAAAAUCUGCUAUGACGGUUCGCCUUCUCACUAAAAGAUUCAUCGGCGAAUAUGACAGCUCUCUUGAGUCAAUCUAUCGGCAUUACUUUAAGCUAGAAGAGAACUUCAUUACAUUGGACAUCAUGGACACAGCCGGCAAGAAUACUGAAGAGAAGCUGAGUCAGUGCUCAUCCUUCGGAAACAUGUUUUUGUUGCUGUUCUCCAUCACCGACAGAUCAUCUCUAAAAGAAAUUCAUCGACUCGGUCAUUAUUUGAAGACAAUGAAAACGAGCGGCGCGUACAGCAUUAGCGUUGUUGGAACAAAACGAGACUUGUCGGAAUACCGAAAGGUUUCCGAAGAUGAGGGGAGGACACUCGCCAAUGAGCUCGGAGGAACCUAUCACGAGAUCUCCAGCGCUGAAGGAUACGAAGAAACACUGAAACUGUUUCAAGAUGCGAUCAAAGUGCAUCUGCAGUCGCGGUACACCGAUCGAGACCGGCAAAAGAGGGGACUGGGGCUAAGGAAACUCAGGGAGGGCCUCCUUAUGCGAACCAAGUCACUUUACAGAAAACGAGGCCUGACCUUUUAGGUAGACCUACGGGGUGGUGACCACAGGCGCCUUUUACAUGAAUGUGUUUGAUGUCAGUGUAAAUAGCUAAAUUGUAAAGUUUGAAGUUGUAAGUAAAUUAUGUAGUUAGCUAAUACUGUCAUAACAAAAACACAUAUUAUGAAAAACGUAAAGGUGCAGUUCCUAUCG